Molecule: messenger RNA, 1341 nt
Organism: Musa acuminata AAA Group (dessert banana)
Lineage: Eukaryota; Viridiplantae; Streptophyta; Magnoliopsida; Zingiberales; Musaceae
Product: E3 ubiquitin-protein ligase SINAT5-like
Exons: 3
Coding region: 248-1195 (315 amino acids)
Biological process (GO): ubiquitin-dependent protein catabolic process; multicellular organism development
Cellular component (GO): cytoplasm
Molecular function (GO): ubiquitin protein ligase activity; zinc ion binding; protein binding
Source: RefSeq, a predicted model, not a curated record
UCUCAAAGAAGAAGGGCCGUUCUCUCUCUCUGGAUUUCCUAAUCUUGUCUUCGUCCGUUGUAAUCUCGUUCUGUCCCUCUCUGGAUUACCUAAUCUGGUCUUCCUUCGUUGAAAUCCCUUCCAGUGGCGUUCCAUUCGUUCUGUUUCCGACCCUAUUCGAGGCAGAGGACCGAAGAGCGGACAGGGGAGGAGGAGGAGGAGGUGGAGGGGUGGGCGUGCGAGCAACGAAUUCCUCGCCGCUGGAUGCAUGGACUCGGACGGCAUCGAGUGCGUGUCGUCGAUCGACGGGAUGGACGAGGAGACCUCCCUCCCCCACCACACAUCCUCCAAAGCCCAUGGCGGCGGCGGCGGCGGCCCUCACCCCGGGGUUGCCCCUGCCACCAGCGUACACGAGCUGCUCGAGUGCCCCGUCUGUACCAAUUCCAUGUACCCUCCGAUCCAUCAGUGUCAAAAUGGGCACACACUGUGUUCAACUUGUAAAACAAGGGUGCACAACCGAUGCCCCACUUGUCGACAAGAGCUUGGAGACAUCAGGUGCUUAGCACUGGAGAAGGUUGCCGAAUCACUUGAGCUUCCUUGCAAAUAUGGCUCGCUAGGCUGCCCCGAAAUCUUUCCAUACUACAGCAAACUGAAGCAUGAAUCUCAGUGCAGCUAUCGACCAUACAGUUGCCCAUAUGCCGGAUCAGAAUGCUUGGUCGUGGGGGACAUUCCUUUCUUGGUCACUCAUUUAAGAGAUGACCACAAGGUAGACAUGCACACAGGCUGCACAUUUAAUCAUCGAUAUGUCAAAUCCAAUCCAAGGGAGGUUGAAAAUGCCACAUGGAUGCUGACUGUCUUCAACUGUUUUGGGCACUACUUCUGUUUGCACUUCGAGGCCUUCCAGCUAGGGAUGGCCCCUGUGUACAUGGCGUUCUUGCGGUUCAUGGGCGAUGAGAAUGAAGCCAGGAGUUUCAGCUACAGCCUCGAGGUUGGGGCCAAUGGAAGGAAGCUAACAUGGGAAGGCACUCCUCGGAGCAUCCGUGAUGGUCACCGCAAGGUCCGGGACAGCCAUGACGGGCUCAUCAUACAGAGGAACAUGGCACUUUUCUUCUCCGGUGGUGACAGGAAAGAGCUGAAGCUGAGGGUCACUGGCCGGAUCUGGAAGGAGCAACAGGGCAACGAAACCGGAGUGUGCAUGCCAAAUCUUUGUAGCUGAAAGAAAAGCAAGCAUGCCUAAAUGUGCAGGCUUUGCAGAUGCAGCUUGACGAUGCUUUGCCCAUAUUAUGUACUUGGAGUUCACAGAACUUUUCUGUGAUAGUAUGUUUCGAAUAUGAUUUGCAAAGAUGUUGUUUAAGGUGUGAA